Messenger RNA from Hibiscus syriacus, 495 nucleotides. RefSeq names its product villin-3-like. Gene Ontology annotation, molecular function: actin filament binding. Bases 42 to 311 code for a protein of 89 amino acids. Gene Ontology annotation, biological process: actin filament severing. Lineage: Eukaryota; Viridiplantae; Streptophyta; Magnoliopsida; Malvales; Malvaceae. The record is from RefSeq and is a predicted model, not a curated record. The transcript has 4 exons.
AUAUUUUUGCUUUAGAAAACAUCGAUAAAGAACUCUAAGAAAUGUCAAGCUCCGCAAAAGUUAUGGAUCCUGCAUUCCAGGGAGUGUGUCAAAAACCUGGGACUGAAAUUUGGCGAAUUGAGAAUUUUCAGCCAGUUCCAUUGCCAAAGUCUGACUAUGGAAAAUUCUAUAAGGGGGAUUCUUAUAUUGUCCUACAGAGAACAUCUAUCAAGGGUGGUUCAUAUCCAUAUGAUAUACCUUUUGGAUUGGUAAAAAUACAACUCAGGAUGAGGCUGGAACGGCUGCUAUCAAAACAAUUGAGCUGGAUGUAGUACUAGGAGGGCGUGUAGUGCAGCACAGGGGACUUCAAGGCCAUGAAUCUGACAAAUUUUUAUCAUACUUUAAACCUUGCAUUAUCCCAUGAGAAGGUGGUAUUGCUUCUGGAUUUAAAAAUCCAGAAGAAGUAGAGUUUGAAAAAUGGAUAUAUGUCUACAAAGGAAAGAGAGUUGUCAGAUU